CAUACGGGGCUCCCAAUGGCCGACGACAGCGACAGUGGAUGGCUGUGGUAUUCCGAAACAUCUCAGAAUUCGAUUGGAGAAGUGACAUACACCAAUGCCAUUUUAGACCAAGCAGUAGCUCAUACCAGCAUGGCUGAGGCAGAUCUGAAGGCAGAUACACAGAGCCCUACAGCCAACCAGAGGUUUUCUUACUCACGCUCCAGUAGUAUAGGCUCCCUGCCUGGCAUCAGUCAUUCUUCAGCCUCCUCUGCACACAACACAGAUGAUGAGGACAGUGAUACACAGAGUACCAGUAGUAAAACGGCCAGUAACUACAAGGACAGGAGAAGAGAAGCCCACACACAGGCGGAACAGAAGAGGAGAGAUGCCAUUAAGAAAGGCUAUGAUGAACUGCAGACCAUCGUCCCCACCUGUCACAAUGCAGUGGAUGCUGUGGGUACACAGAAACUGAGUAAAGCAGCCGUACUUCAGCGAUCAAUUGACUACAUCCAGUAUUUGGUGCAACAGAAAAAGAAGCAGGAAGAGGACUUGGAGUCUUUGAGAAAAGAGGUCUUGGCCCUCAAGAUCAUGAAAGCCAAUUAUGAACAUAUAGUGAAAGCUCACCAGAGUACUCCACAGCAUGGCCAGAACCAGGUGCCAGAUGAAGUCAAAUUUCAAGUGUUCCAACAAAUGAUGGAUGCUCUGUUUCAAUCUUUCAAUGCCUCAAUCUCAGUAGCCAACUUUGCAGAACUCUCUGGCUGUAUUUUCAGUUGGCUGGAGGAGUACUGCAAACCACAGAGCCUGAGGGAGUUGGUGCUUGCUGUUCUCAGACAGACCACAUCCCAGAUGAACCUUUGAUACAAACCAGAUACCAGUACAGAUAGACUUCCAGCUCAGAAAGACAAUAACUGGGUCAUAUUCCAACCAG
Lingula anatina is the source of this 907-nucleotide messenger RNA. RefSeq names its product max-like protein X. Gene Ontology annotation, molecular function: RNA polymerase II cis-regulatory region sequence-specific DNA binding; DNA-binding transcription factor activity, RNA polymerase II-specific; protein dimerization activity. NCBI's taxonomy places the organism in Eukaryota, Metazoa, Brachiopoda, Lingulata, Lingulida, Lingulidae. Gene Ontology annotation, cellular component: nucleus. The record is from RefSeq and is a predicted model, not a curated record. Gene Ontology annotation, biological process: regulation of transcription by RNA polymerase II.